AUGGCACCCAAACGCUCCUCCGCCCGGGGACGCUCUGUCUCGCCCGCUCCUCCAGCAGCCGCUCCCUCUUCGACAACCACAACCUCAAUAAACACCUCUUCAACAACUCCCGCCGUUACAACUGCUCCCCAACCAGCUCCCCAGUCUACCCCCGCCCCAGCCAAAUCCAAACACUCGAGCGCGCCUCCUAGCUUCCAAAAGAUCGUCUCCAAUGUGGUCGACCACUACCUCCGCACAACGCCGCAGCGGACCAAGCUUUUGGAUGCGUUUAUGGCGUUCUUGGUUGCGGUUGGAGGGCUGCAGUUUGCGUAUUGCAUUUUGGCGGGGAAUUAUAAUCAGUGGACUGACGGGCAGUUUGGCAGAGCAUUCGCCGAUUACAUCGUGUGCAGUCUGAUCUUGCACUUUUUCUGCGUCAACUUUAUCAACUAG
Thermochaetoides thermophila DSM 1495 is the source of this 429-nucleotide messenger RNA. RefSeq names its product epsilon subunit-like protein. The record is from RefSeq and is a predicted model, not a curated record. The coding region runs from base 1 to 429 and encodes 142 amino acids. The transcript is spliced from 2 exons. Lineage: Eukaryota; Fungi; Ascomycota; Sordariomycetes; Sordariales; Chaetomiaceae. Gene Ontology annotation, cellular component: membrane; oligosaccharyltransferase complex. Gene Ontology annotation, biological process: protein N-linked glycosylation.